AUGAUGGAGGCACAUUCGCUCGCAGCCCUGAACCUGCAGGCAGCGAAUCCGCCACAGUAUCCUGAAAACCCAUCAGAGAGAAUACAGGAGCCUCUGGUGCUCUACAUUUCUAGAGUUCCCGGCACUAGAGAUGUUAUUCUUUCACCUUUCAAACCCCAGCUCAAAAACGUCACAGGCGGGGAUGUUGCUAGCAGCCUCUACUAUGUUCAUCUCGAGCUCCCAAUGCUGGACAUUACUGGUCCUCAGCCACUGAGAGAUGAGCCACAAGGUAGAUCCAGUGAGGAUAGCUCAGCGACAAGGACGAUUGCCCGGAAACCAGUGCCCAGCUCCAUCUCAUCUCUACCCCCCGAGAUUUCGAUACAAAGCGAUCAGCCACAGCUUCAGCAAACUCGAGGCAAUUAUGAGAACACGACACUUCGGCCGCCAGGGGAUCUUGGCAUGCCUCCCAGCUUGCAAGAGACUGAAUAUGCCCCCCCUCUACCUCCUAGGCGGCGAUUCCAAGACUCUGGCUUGGGCUACUCAGACGGCUCUUUCGAGACGAAUCCGUAUGAAAGACCCCAGUUAAAUGUGCCUGCUCCUAAGCGCAAACCCGUUGGACCGAGACAGAUGAGUGAUGUGCCACAGGGUCGAGUCUCUAUGGACGAAACGACACGUUCCAGGGCUCAAACUAGGGAUCGAGCAGAUACAACAGGACGUAGUAGGCAAAGUCGUUCUUUGUCUCCAACAAAGAAUAUUGAGUAUUCUACGCCUCCAUUUACCUUGAGCCUGAUAAGGCGGGAUCCGGGUACUGGGGAUCAAUGGAAUGUGGGAAAGAUUUCAUCAUAUGAAGCGAAUCCGAUGGCUGCCCAAACUCCCAUGUAUCUUUCUGCAUCAUCCGAGCAGCAGCCUCCUCAGCACCCACCAAUCGACAUACAAAUCGAAACUGCUGGAUAUGCCAAGUUCCGUGGGGGCCCACCAAUUGCCCUACCUCCUAGAACCAGCAUGGAUAGCCGGUCUUUCAUCGACGUGGUGCCAGAGUCGCGAACCGAUAACAGAUCAUUCUCCAGGCAGGUCUCCAUGUCGUAUUCGAGAAGUUUUGGUUCUGCUUUGCGAUCCAAAUUCCACCAGUUUGAACAGGCGGCUCGGAAGAAGGCACAGGCACAUAACCGUAACGGGAGCGAAGCAUCAGUCGCUUCGCAUAGUUCCGGAGAGUACGUGGCUGGAUCGCCAACGGCUGCACGCCCUGAAAAGAUGAAGCCACGGGGAUACACGUUUGCGAGCCCUUGGAACGGUAGAUGCGAAUUUCGCACAGGAAAUGGUGGCCGGAGCCUGUUGUGUCAUCAUAUACUGCACGAAGGUGAAGUCGGCGCUUACAACCCGCUGGUGCCUGAUUCGAGCGCGGCCAAGGGGACUUCAACCGUAGUCAGCGAAUUGCGAUUCAACCUUCCGGGCUCUGAUUUAUUCCCUUCUAGCGAAUUACCCAAAGGCGACAGCGAUCACAAACUCGGUCAUUUCGCCAAAUUCGUCAAGUCAGCCGUGGAUCGGGGUUAUGGCGAUGAGGACGAGGAUGAUUUUGUAUCGCCGUUUGAUGUAAAUGUAGGCGGCGAGAGAGCAGGAGGGGGCAACCGGGGCAACCGAGCCAAGCUUGGCAAGCUCAUCAUAUACCACGACGGGAUGAAGAUGCUGGAUCUCCUGCUACGGAGUACCAGGCUAGGCAUGGAGUUGUGUCAAUUUAAUGGUAGUCACGUGCCUUAUCACGCGCGGCCCAUCACCACCAAUCAUUGGCCUAGCAAUGUAAUCCCGCAGUGCACUAGGCCGUUGACCAAAGCAGAAGAAGCCGCCAAAAGUUAUACCACACGUCAAAGUCGCCUCCCGCCCAAUCGUCCCCCGCCAGAGGCGCCUGAGUCUGCUCUCCUGCAACUUCGUCAAUUGCGUCCUCUGCCAGCCAACCUGACGACAAUGGCGCCGACCCUCCCCGCCUCGGCAGCGGCCAUGCUUGCCCGACGACAGCUGACCCGAGCUCCGGCAUCUGCCAGCUCCCUCAUGAUGGCGACGAGGAUGCUGGCCACGCCCUACCACCAGCAGCAGCGCGGCUAUGCGACGCCAAAGGGUGCUCUUCCCCAGAACUUCCGCACAAGCAAGCCCGUGGAGUGGGUGUGGGAGAAGGACAGCUUACUAGACCGGCUGGGCAAGUACUUCCUCAUGACCGAGAUGGCCAGGGGAAUGUACGUCCUACUGGAGCAGUUCUUCCGACCACCUUACACCAUCUACUAUCCUUUCGAGAAGGGACCCAUUUCUCCUCGAUUCCGUGGCGAGCACGCACUGAGACGGUAUCCUUCUGGUGAAGAGCGAUGCAUUGCUUGCAAGCUUUGCGAGGCUGUAAGGACCCCGCCAACAUCCAAAUUGGAAACGCAUUUACAGGGAUCAUAUAUCUGCCCUGCCCAGGCCAUCACAAUUGAAGCCGAAGAGCGUGCUGACGGAUCUCGUCGCACUACCCGUUACGAUAUCGACAUGACCAAGUGCAUCUACUGCGGUUUCUGCCAGGAGUCUUGCCCCGUUGACGCCAUCGUUGAAUCUCCCAACGCCGAGUAUGCUACUGAGACCAGAGAAGAGCUGUUGUACAACAAGGAGAAGCUGUUGUCCAACGGAGACAAGUGGGAGCCCGAACUUGCUGCCGCCAUUCGCGCAGACGCACCUUACCGAUAA
Trichoderma asperellum CBS 433.97 is the source of this 2685-nucleotide messenger RNA. NCBI's taxonomy places the organism in Eukaryota, Fungi, Ascomycota, Sordariomycetes, Hypocreales, Hypocreaceae. The record is from RefSeq and is a predicted model, not a curated record.